CCUUCUCCCUCACAUCACCACUCCCUCAAACCAAUCAUCAUCAUCAUCAUUCAACAACAUCACCAUCUCAUCAAAAAAACAUCAUUCAAACAUUGUCAAGUAACAACACCACCUUAAAAAAAAAACAUAUUGAUUCUAUAUAGUUUGUCUUCUCUUUCAAUUGUUCUUCAUAUUCAUAUUCAUAUUCAAUUCUGUGACCUUUCAACUUUCAAAUCUAGUUUUAGCUUCAACUAUAUUUGGUAAACACACCCUUCAAACUAAUUUUACAAGCUAACAAAAAAAAAAUCAUUUUUUUUUCUUCUUCCUUCAUUUUUUGAAGCUUUGGAAGAAGAAAAACCAAAAGGGUCAUUGAAUCUGCAAGAAAAAAAAUGGCUACAGAGGCGUUUAUGUUGAAAGAAAGCGCUUUGUUAUCAAUGAGAGCAUUGAAGAGUUUUUUCAUGUUGGUAUCAGCUAUUGUGAUGGUACUUAUUUUGCCAUUUAGAGGAAGAAGAAGGGUUGAAAAAGAGGAGAAGAAUCAGAAUCAUGAGUGUGGUCAUCAUCAUCAUCACCGGAAAGGCGCGGUGGUUCGUGUUCCGGCGAAGAUUGUGCCGUGGAAGAGUGGUGGUGGUGGUGUUGGUGUUGGUGUGGUUGCAAUGAAGGUGUUUGAUUAUUUGAUGAGAAGGGAAUUGGCUAUAAAGAGAGUUUUGGAAGAUGGUGAUGAGAAAUGUAUGAGGGAGUAUUGGCUUUUUGGAACCAAAAGGGGUGAUACUAUUUUCACACAAUGUUGGACUCAUGUUUCUGUUAAGAUUAGGGGACUUGUUAUUGUUAUGCAUGGUCUUAAUGAACAUAGUGGUAGGUAUAGUAAUUUUGCAAAGAAGCUGAAUGCCAAUGGCUACAAAGUUUAUGGGAUGGAUUGGAUUGGUCAUGGUGGAAGUGAUGGGCUGCAUGGUUAUGUACAUUCUCUUGAUGAUGCAGUUUCUGAUUUGAAAGUAUUUAUUGAGAAGGUUAAAACUGAAAAUCCUGGCCUUCCAUGUUUCUGCUUUGGACACUCAACAGGUGCAGCAAUUACUCUCAAGGCACUUCUAGAUCCAAAGAUUGAAGCUUGCAUAGCUGGUGCUACAUUCACUUCACCUGCAGUUGGAGUUGAAGCUUCUCAUCCAAUUUUGGAGGUAUUGGCUCCAAUACUAUCAUUUUUGCUACCAAGAUUUCCAUGUAAUUCUGCAUACAAAAAAGGAUUGCCUGUUACUCGAGACCCAGAGGCUCUUAUCGCGAAAUAUUCAGACCCGUUAGUAUGCACGGGAUCGCUUAGAAUACGAACUGGAUACGAGAUUCUUCGAAUUACAAGUUGCUUGCAACAAAACCUAAGAAAAUUGAGAGUUCCAUUUCUUGUUCUACACGGCACUUGCGAUUCUGUGACGAAUCCUAACGCUUCACAAAAACUAUAUGAAGAAGCUUCAUCAAGUGACAAAAGUAUCAAAUUGUAUGAAGGAUUCUCACAUGAUUUACUCUUUGAACCAGAAAGAGAGGAAAUCACUAAAGAUCUAAUUCAAUGGUUGAAUAGUAGAGUGUGAAGUUAGUUUUGAAAAUAUGUUAUUCGACCCGACACCGACCGACCGACAAGUGUGAAAAAAUUUGUUAAAGCAAUGUGGAAAAAAAAUGGUGUGGAGUUUUCUACCACAGAAAAUGUUGAAGAGGCAGCAUUUUUGUGAUGGAUUUCAUUGGUUGUAAAUAAGAGACAAAAAGUUGAAGCAAUGUACUUCUGAGGCAUGUUUUUUUGUUUUGCUCAAAACCAUAAAUAGUCUGUAUCAUUUUGCUAGCCAAUAUUUCUUGUUACCCUCAA
Messenger RNA from Vicia villosa (hairy vetch), 1819 nucleotides. RefSeq lists its product as uncharacterized. Bases 369 to 1550 code for a protein of 393 amino acids. Gene Ontology annotation, cellular component: membrane. The transcript has 6 exons. NCBI's taxonomy places the organism in Eukaryota, Viridiplantae, Streptophyta, Magnoliopsida, Fabales, Fabaceae. The record is from RefSeq and is a predicted model, not a curated record. Gene Ontology annotation, molecular function: lipase activity.